AUGAACACAUCCGAUAUCGACAAACCAACUAUAGAGCCGCGUUGGUUUAAGCUCUUUGCCAUGAUUGAAAGCAAAUUCGAAGCCUCCAAUAUCGCCAGUGAAAAGAUCACACCUUUGUGGCCAGCUGUACCUGUAUCUGACAAGCCAACAUGCGCAUUCAACUACUACUGCACGCUGGAAGCUGAUUCGUCGCAUGCGCGAGACGCUAUUCAAGGACAUUGCUCUUCUCGGCCCAAACCCACAGAGGCACUCCUCGGUAUCACCAAAGUCAUGUCCGAGGAAGAUGGGGAAUGUUCCUUCACCCGAGAAGGCUGGCAGUGCGACGACGCAAAUCAUGCGCGCGGCAUGGAUUGGUUAAAAUCAGUAUAUGCGCACAAAACCAGUUCACUCAUUGGGUUAUUCGAACAGCAUCCAGACUUUGGCUUUUGGCUUGCUGAUAUCACCUAUGGGUUACUCUUGUCCGACCGCCAGGUUUUGGAUAACGUUGAUACAGAGAUGGUAGUUUCGCCGGCUCUCAUGGGUCAAGACAUGCCGCGGAUGAUCUACUGGCAUAUCCGAGGAACAAGGCGGUUGGGGAUCUCCAAGGAAGAUGUGCAAACGGCCAUGGAGUGCGUGCACCUAGUAGUUGAAGCUUGCGGUGUGACGUUGAUGCAAGUGCCCAGUGUGGAUGACGUCGAUGGAGAUUUGUAG
This is a messenger RNA of Penicillium expansum, 690 nucleotides long. RefSeq lists its product as uncharacterized. Bases 1 to 690 code for a protein of 229 amino acids. NCBI's taxonomy places the organism in Eukaryota, Fungi, Ascomycota, Eurotiomycetes, Eurotiales, Aspergillaceae. The transcript has 2 exons. The record is from RefSeq and is a predicted model, not a curated record.